GGCUGAGGUGGUGCGGCUUUAUAUUCUACACUCGGACCCUUCAGGUAGCAACAUACAACACGCAUAACAACACAGGUAGCAACAUACAACACGCAUACCAACAAAGGUAGCAACAUACAACACGCAUACCAACACAGGUAGCAACAUACAACACGCAUACCAACAAAGGUAGCAACAUACAACACGCAUACCAACACAGGUAGUAACAUACAACACGCAUACCAACAAAGGUAGCAACAUACAACACGCAUAGUAAUACAUGUAGCAACAUACAACACGCAUACUAAUACAUGUAGCAACAUACAACAUGCAUACUAAUACAUGUAACAACAUACAACACGCAUACUAAUACAUGUAGCAACAUACAACAUGCAUACUAAUACAUGUAGCAACAUACAACAUGCAUACAAAUACGUGUAGUAACUUACAACACUCAUACCACUCAAGGUAACCACAUACAACACACAUACCAAUAGAGGUAACAGCAUACAACAUGUAUGCCAGUACCAAUAAAAGUUUCAUAUUUUGAUAUGUAAAAUAAAGAUCUACAAGACAAGAUGGUGUAAAUGUAAAUAUGUUGUUGCUACGUUAAUGUAAUGAAGUUGAUAUUUGAAUGUAAUGAUAUUGUUGAUAUUUGAAUGUAAUGAUAUUGUUGAUAUUUGAAUGUAAUGAUAUUGUUGAUAUUUGAAUGUAAUGAAGCUGAUAUUUGAAUGUAAUGAUAUUGUUGAUAUUUGAAUGUUAUGAUAUUGUUGAUAUUUGAAUGUAAUGAUAUUGUUGAUAUUUGAAUGUAAUGGUAUUGUUGAUAUUUGAAUGUAAUGAUGUUGGUGUUACUUGAUUGUAAUGUUUUUUCAAAAAGUUGACGGUCACCAACAACCGGACUCAAAAGGUGACCACCCUGACUCCCAACGCCACGGUCAGCGACAUCACAGUGUGCAGCCUUGAUGAGAUGCAGAGCCACCUGGUCGAGCUGACCGACCCAGGCUGGGCGUCCAAGCGGCACAUCUCGAGGUACAUGUGGACUGAGCAUGCGACACCGGCCUGCCCUACUGCCCCAGAGUAAGGUUAAUUAUGUAGUCAGUGGCGUAACGAAGGGUGGGGCCAGUUGGGCACGUUUUAAUGCAGGGCGUGCCAGCUGGUAUGUUUGCCAUGUCAAAGUCUGGUUUUCACUUACGGUAGUUAACGGUGUUCCUUGUGUUAAAAAAAAUGUCCCGUUUAUCAUGGAUUAGGGCUCUACAGUCUCUGAUCGGAAGGGGCAAAAUAGUCAAUAUCUGACCAGAAGGCCAUAGCCUUAUUACUUAAGUUAGUGGUUUGCUUAUUUUGUUAAGGGGCGUGAAAAAUGAAGAACAAAUGAUAACUUAUGGGAAGUAUUGGUGUGGGGGGGGGGGUGGCGGCACGUGUUUCUUUCAUAAUAAAUUAAGCUAUUAAAAUAAUUGUCCUUUUAUCAUAAGAAUAAGUGUAUCUGGUUUGAAGAGAGGGGGCUACUUAUGGGAAGUAUUGGUGUGUGGGGGGGGGGGCGGCACGUGUUUCUUUCAUAAUAAAUUAAGCUAUUAAAAUAAUUGUCCUUUUAUCAUAAGAAUAAGUGUAUCUGGUUUGAAGAGAGGGGGCAAUCAUUUUGGUGUAAGAUGGCAUAGAUUGUCUACUUAUGUCCUUUACUGAUAAAAAUACGUGCAUGUGGUUUGAAGAGAGGAAGCGAAGCCAUCAUUCGGGAGAAAGAGUCAACAUGACUAUGAUGGAUUAUGUGAAUACGAAUAGGUGGGAGUGUGGGCACGUUUUGGGUCUACUACUCCCUCAGGUCUAUUGUCAUUGUGCAAUAACAGGUGAGGUCAACGCUAUGGUACAGAUAGUAUGGGACACAACGAAAGACUGUACCGAUAGUACGGGACACAACGAAAGACUGUACCGAUAGUACGGGACACAACAAAAGACGGUACCGAUAGUACGGGACACAACGAAAGACUGUACCGAUAGUACGGGACACAACGAAAGACUGUACCGAUAGUAAGGGACACAACGAAAGACUGUACCGAGAGUACGGGACACAACGAAAGACUGUACCGAGAGUACGGGACACAACGAAAGACUGUACCGAGAGUACGGGACACAACGAAAGACUGUACCGAGAGUACGGGACACAACGAAAGACUGUACCGAGAGUACGGGACACAACGAAAGACUUCGCAGGAAAUGCGCACUUUGAAGCUUUACAGAUUAAGAGACAUAAAAUACAUUCUUAGUCGUAGCUCAAAUCUGUGUCUGAUAAGACAAUUACGAUCAACAUCUUUCCUGCAGGAUCGAAUCUGUGUCUGAUAAGACAAUUACAAUCAACAUCUUUCCUGCAGGAUCGAAUCUGUGUCUGAUAAGACAAUUACAAUCAACAUCUUUCCUGCAGGAUCGAAUCUGUGUCUGAUAAGACAAUUACGAUCAACAUCUUUCCUACGAGCAUCGACUUGAAUAGAGGACCAUUCUCUGGCUUUGACAUUCGCGUGUUGAGAGUUGAUAGAUCAGGCUCUGCAGGUGAGUGGCCCAAUAGAUCAGGUUCAGGUGAGUGGCCCAAUAGGUCAGGUUCAGGUGAGAAGCCCCCAAGAUCAGGUGAGUGGCCCAGGAACCAGAGCAUUGUUUUAAGAUGUACAUCCAGACGACAACUGGGCUGUGAAGGGAGUCACGGCUUGAAUCUAACCAAGGAUAUAUUUAGCAGACGAUAGGUAACUGACGAUAUGUAGCAGACGAUAUGAAGCAGACGAUAUGUACCAGACGAUAUGUACCAGACGAUAGGUAGCAGACGAUAGGUAGCAGACGAUAUGUUACAGACGAUAUGUAGCAGACUAUAGGUAGCAGACUAUAGGUAGCAGACGAUAUGAGAGAGCUUGUGAAAGGAACAAACAACAAGUCAAACGUAGCUAUGCCAUGUUUGCCAAUAUUAGUUGCAGUUGUCACUUUUGCUCCAUCGGUGGGAGGGAAGAACUCUUGUCUGAUGGAUUUAAUGAACGCAGCCUCAACAUUGAACCCAAACCAAGAAAUGCAUCUGCAUUAUGUCCUACCUUGUUCAAUAGAUCAACAACAACACCCAGGCCCUUCCCACUUUCUAACAAACACACAAUGGCCGGUAAACAUAGCGCCCACGGCAAGAACUUUUCUUUUUUUUUAUAUUUUUUUUUUAAGAAAAAAAAAAAAGAUCAAUCAGGGGAGGAAACUAUAUUUAAUCUCAAAUUCAUUUCUAUUCCCAGUUAUAUACCAUGCAAAGAAAAAAGUCAAAAUACUUAAAUGCUAUCGGAAUACACUAUAUACGUAAACGUUUAUAUAUAUAUAUAUAUAUAUAUAUAUAUUUACUUGCUGACAGUGUCCAGGACCACUGAUUUUUAUUUACAAAUGGUAUGAUUAAAACUCCAUUUGAUAGAAGUCAGGAGUUCUAAAUUAUUUAGCGAAGUCAGUAAACAGCUUUGCAUGUUGUGCAAUGUCAGAAAAAUAAUUAGUACGUGGUUGUGUGAAGUUAAGCUACUAAUCAGUACAUGUGCUGUGCAAAGUUAAGAUACUGAUCAGUAUGCAUGAUGUGCAAAGUCAAUAUAGUCAUCAGUGUGCAUAUUGUGCACAAAUAAGAUAUGCAUGUUGUGCAAAGUUAAAAUACUUAUCAGUAUGCAUAUUGUGCAAAGUUAAAAUACUUAUCAGUAUGCAUGUUGUGCAAAGAUACUUAUCAGUAUUCAUGUUGUGCAAAGAUACUUAUCAGUAUGCAUGUUGUGCAAAGUUUAAUACUAACCAGUAUUUCCCCCCCAGAACAAGAUGGCUUCCAAGACAAUGAGCUCAACAAUAAUACUAAUCCUAAUCCUAAUGCAUAUGUGUUCAGCACCCCUGGGGUCUCUGCAGGGUUUCUCACCAAAAACGAGCAGCAGAAGUUUGUCAUUGGUCUGGAGGAG
This is a messenger RNA of Lymnaea stagnalis (great pond snail), 3908 nucleotides long. NCBI's taxonomy places the organism in Eukaryota, Metazoa, Mollusca, Gastropoda, Lymnaeidae. The record is from the annotation of a GenBank genome assembly.